Alligator sinensis (Chinese alligator) is the source of this 1096-nucleotide messenger RNA. It is a transcript of the gene TMEM17, whose product is annotated as transmembrane protein 17. The transcript has 4 exons. Gene Ontology annotation, biological process: non-motile cilium assembly. Gene Ontology annotation, cellular component: ciliary transition zone. The record is from RefSeq and is a predicted model, not a curated record. The coding region runs from base 123 to 803 and encodes 226 amino acids. NCBI's taxonomy places the organism in Eukaryota, Metazoa, Chordata, Crocodylia, Alligatoridae.
CCCUCAGGCGGAGCAGAGGUGCUAACUGGGCCACGCAAUGGGGGCGGGGCGCCCGUUCUAACUCGCUUUCAUGGUUCCCAUAGCAACCGGGACGUUGGCGGCCUAGACGCUCCCGGUCAGACAUGGCACUGCCGGAGCCAGUCCGGAGGCGGCUCAGCAACUUCAGCCGGACUGUAUUCAGCGACAGCAACCGCACCGGCCCGGAGUACCCCGACGGCGGCUGUAGCCCGGAUAACGAAAUAGUUUCAAGUUUGCCGUUGCAGAUGUCCCUCUAUUUCAACCUCUACUUUUUCCCAUUCUGGUGGGUGAGCAGUGUUGUCAUGCUUCAGCUGAAGUACUCAGUCUUGCCAGAUUACUACAAGUUCAUCCUGGUCACAAUAAUCAUCCUUGCCUCUCUAAUUGAGGCCAUCCGACUGUAUCUGGGAUACAUAGGCAAUCUGCAAGAGAAGGUCCCUGAGCUGGCUGGUUUCUGGCUCUUGAGUCUUCUCCUUCAGUUUCCCCUAAUUCUCUUCUUGCUCUUUAAUGAGGGUCUGAAGAUCCAGCCACUGGAGCGUGCAGUCCACAUCAUCUUUGCCUUCUUCCUCACCUUUCAGGUCAUUGCAGCUUUUCUUGCCUUGAAAAGAAUGGUGAACCAAUUGGCAACUCGCUUUCACCUUCAUGAAUUUGACCAGCUGGACAGACAUUCUGCACCUGAUUAUCCAGCCUGGGAGAAGAAGAGAGUACAGGCUCCCCGGGUGGCUGGAUCACACUUGGAAGCAGCUCGUCCAACAACCAUUGGCUGGGGUUCUGCACUUAAGGCUUGACAAGCUACCAGGGUAGAGUCUGGGAAUGAGUGUCCCUUGCUGCUUUGGAUUAACCUCAGUCUUCUUGCUCAUCAGACAUUAAAAGUAGCUCUAAUGCAGCAGGCAAUAUUUAACCCAGGAGAUAUGAACUCCAUUCUUUGUGAUCAGUUACACGGUGGACUUCAAUUCACAUGCAUGUCAUUAUGGAGUUUGUAGAUUUUAUACUUUAUACUUUAGCAAGUAUGAAAUUUCUUUUACUUGUAUACAAAAGAUUUCUAUUUUCAUGACCAUUUUGCAAUGAAAUGUUUUGUUUG